Molecule: messenger RNA, 2798 nt
Organism: Stegodyphus dumicola
Lineage: Eukaryota; Metazoa; Arthropoda; Arachnida; Araneae; Eresidae
Product: salivary peroxidase/catechol oxidase-like
Biological process (GO): response to oxidative stress
Molecular function (GO): heme binding; peroxidase activity
Source: RefSeq, a predicted model, not a curated record
UACAUAGAAAAUUUCCUCCCCCCCCAACAUUCUCAUUUCUUUGUCACAUGACAUCACUUUUAUACUGUUCUCAGGACCUAAAGAGCUAGGUAGGUUUUCCAAAAUUAUCCGAAUAUCUGUCAGGUCUUCACAUUUGGUUCAAGCUCUUUUUCUAGAUUAUAUAUUCCAAGAAAGGAGGCAGCUAUGUUUUACGUCCACGGUGAAGAUGGAAUAAAGCCUGAUGAGCCAGAAAUUACACCUUUAUUAGGUCCACCAGUAUCAGCUCCUACCUAUGAAGAUACACGCCAAUCAUCAUGGAAGAAAUUUAUCAUAGCUGAAUCUAAAGUGCCAAAAAUGCAAGCUAUUGCUGGAAUUCUUUUAGGCUUUCUUUUAUUUGGAAUGAUACUGAUGCUCGUCGCAGAAGCAAUACGUGAGUCUCGUGAUACAGAUCCUUUUAUGGUCGAGCAUGGUACGUCUCCUGUCCCCUUUGAAGGAAUAAUAGAUUUCCAAAGCAAAGAUUUUCUAGAUGCUUGGAUGGAAGGAGAAGGUCUAGUAGCGUACAGAAAAAGAUUAGAACUGAUGCUUUUCGAAAAUGGUGUGACUCCAACUAAAGGUUCACCUUCGUAUUUGUUACAGCGUUUUCAAAAGGGCAACGCGGAAUUCGGCAGGCUCCAAGACUGUGCCGUUAUCGUAGAACAUAUGAAGAGGGUUUUGGGUAAAUGCAUAGAUACUAGUCUUCUGCCAGAUCACUGCCAUCCAGAUAUGCCUGUAUCUUGCAAUAACUCGUAUCCAUAUAGAAGCUAUAAUGGAAGUUGUAACAAUUUGAGACAUCACGACUGGGGCAUGGUUUUGACAUCCUUUAGGAGAUUAAUGAAACCUGAGUAUGCGGAUGGUGUAUCUUUGCCCCGCAUGUCAGCUUCUGGAGAUGAACUUCCCAAUGCUCGGUACUUGAGCAACGAGCUGUACACUCAUCAUUCGCGCCCUAGAUGCAACUGUACUGUUCUUACGCUUUAUUUUGGGCUCUUCAUUGAUCACGAUAUUAUCAGAAUUACUAGCAAAACUGGUCACAAUGGAGAAUCUAUAUCAUGCUGCAGUCCAGAAGUCAUUGAAAACCCUAGUCUUCUGCAUCCUGAGUGUAUGGCCAUUGGAGUACCUGAAGAUGAUCCAUUUUAUGGACCUCUUGGUGUGAAAUGUCUUGACUUUGUACGAUCAGCACCAGUUCCUGGGGAAUGUCCGGGAGAACGAGAACAGAUGAAUUUAGUUACUUCAUUCCUGGAUGCAUCUGGUGUUUACGGCUCUUUCGAUGAUAAGAAUAAAGUUCUCCGAUCUUUCGAAAAUGGACUUCUUAAAGUUUGUUGGAUCAACGACACCAUGAUGUUACCACCAGCGCAUCACAUAAGCUACGAAUGCGGAUUUCCCUCAAAAGACCUUUAUUGCUUCAGAGCUGGUGACAUGAGAGUAAAUGAACAAAUUGAACUGACUGCCAUUCAUGCCAUUUGGAUGAGGGAGCACAAUCGAGUCGCCACACGGCUGCAUUCUGUGAACCCAAAAUGGGAUGACGAAAAGCUAUUUCAAGAAAGUCGACGCAUUGUUAUAGCAGAAUUACAGCAUAUAGCAUUUAAUGAAUUUCUGCCUCUUUUAUUAGGUAAAGAUGUCGUGAGAAAGCAUGGUCUCGAAAUAAAUCCCAAAGUUGGAUUCAAAGGUUAUGACUCCGAAUCUGAUCCUAGCAUGUACAAUGUUUUCGGUGCUGCAGCUUUCAGAGUAGGACAUAGCCUUAUCGAGGGUACGUUGGAUUUAAUAGGACCAGGUUACUCGAAAGAAAGAGAAAUACCCCUUCACACAGCAUUCCUCAAUCCUCAUAUAUUUUAUGAAAAAGGUAUGGAUUUGUUACUGAGAGGUCUUGUCAGAGAAAAAGCGAUGUCUGUGGAUAGUUACAUUACUGAUGAGGUCCGUAACAGAUUGUUCCAACCUCAUAAUGGACACUAUGGCAUGGACUUAUCUGCCAUUGGGAUCCAAAGGGGAAGAGAUCAUGGACUACCUGGUUACAUAAAAUGGAGGAAAUUUUGCGCUCUUCCCGAAAUUAAUUCCUGGGGUGAUCUGUUCAAAGUUAUGGACAGUCAGCAUGUUCAAAGGCUUCGUAAAGCGUACGAUUCUAUCGAAGACAUUGACCUUAUUCCAGCCGCCUUAUCGGAAGACCACUUACCAGGGGCACUUGUGGGUCCUGUUCACGCUUGUCUAAUAGCCAAGCAAUUUUACCAAGUCCGAACAGGCGACAGGUUUUGGUUUGAAGUAGAAAAUCAAUCGGGAUCUUUCACGCCAGGUCAACUAGAAGAAAUAUAUAAAUCAAGUAUGGCACGAUUACUAUGCGACAACUCCGACAGGCUGGAAGAGAUCCAGCGGUGGGCACUUCAGUCUAUAAAUGCUGAGAAUCCAGUGAUGAAGUGCUCUGAAAUACCCGAAGUCAAUCUCAAGGUAUGGACUGGAGUUUGAGAAGCGUUUAAUUCUAUAUGGGGUUUUCUGUACACAUUAACAGUGCAUUUAUGUUAAAACGACAACUGAGCAGAUAACUCAUCGACUCAGUUGCCUGAAAAACACAUGCGUCUGACACUCGACUGAAAAUUACCUCAUCAUCAACAUUAUCAUUCUCCUGCCUUUUUAGUUUGGUAGCAUUUCGUAUAUGACUGCCAUUAUGUUUAUAUUAUUAAAGAAAGUUACAAAGAUAAUGAUUCUUUACAAUAGUUAAUGCUAUACAAAAUCUGUACAUGUCUGUGUUAUUCAAAUACAAGAAAUAAAAUAUAAUUAUUCAUAUAUAUACAAAA